This is a messenger RNA of Dermacentor albipictus, 2855 nucleotides long. Its product is annotated as lysosomal alpha-glucosidase-like. NCBI's taxonomy places the organism in Eukaryota, Metazoa, Arthropoda, Arachnida, Ixodida, Ixodidae. Gene Ontology annotation, biological process: carbohydrate metabolic process. Gene Ontology annotation, molecular function: alpha-1,4-glucosidase activity; carbohydrate binding. The record is from RefSeq and is a predicted model, not a curated record.
GUGGAGUGCACUUUUUACAUGGCGCUGUCGUCGCCGCCGUAGCCGCAGAAGCCGUGCUCUUUGGAUCGGUGGCGACUCGCGGAUCGCCUGCGACGGAAAUGCUGCGGGAGUCGAGAGUGGGCACGUUCGUUCUCCGCUCCUUUCUUUGGAUGGGAGUUAUCGCGGAGCUCGGCGAGCUAGCAGUAUCCGCAGAACGACCGACCGAGAUCGACAGCAAUGGAUACGAUGAAGCGAACAGGUGUUUGCUGGAGAGCAUCGGCGAUCGAUUCGACUGCCACCCCGAGCCAGGAGCGACGCGAGACGCGUGCUCGAGCCGAGGCUGCUGCUGGUCGCCAUUGGCAGAAGGCGCGGAACCCAGCCCGGUGCCCCGCUGCUACUUCGCCCGUGACCACAGCGGAUACCGAGUGGUCGGCAUGGCCACGCACGACGACCGAGUCAGCCUGCGGCUCAAGCGCCAUAGACCUUCGGGCGUCGACGUGGACAUCCAGAAGGUGGACGUCGACGUCAUGUACUACGACAGGGACACCGUAAGGAUCAGGGUAACAGACGCCGCCAAGGAGCGAUUCGUCCCUCCAGUUCCACGUAUUCCUUUUCGGACCUUCGCCGGUGUGCGUGACUACUCGGUUAACGUCAGCACCAGCGGAGUCAUCACAGUGAACCGAAGUGGAACGAAUAUUUUCCACACGGACCUGUCGCGGCUAGUCUUCACCGACCGCUUCCUGCAGCUGUCGACGCUGCUGCCUUCGGACGUGCUGUACGGCCUGGGGCAGCACUGGGGUCCCCUCCGCAGAAGCCUCAACUGGACCAGCCAGAUCCUCUUCAACAAGGACAGGCCGGUCAUGGCAAACAAGAACCUGUACGGGUCGCAUCCUUUCUACUUGGUUGUUGAACGCGGAGGUCUGAGUCACGGUGUGUUUUUGCACAACAGCAAUUUCAUGGAGGCCCUGCUGCAACCGGCGCCAGCGGUCACAUUCCGUGCCCUCGGCGGUGUACUGGACUUGUUCGUGUUCGUGGGCCCCGCGCCGUCGAAAGUGGUGCAGCAGUACCAGCGUGUGGUCGGCUUUCCCUCCAUGCCCCCGUACUGGAGUCUUGGAUUUCACCUCUGUCGUUAUGGUUACGAAAACCUUAACAACACGCGAGAAAUCAUGCAGAACAACGUGCUCGCGGGCAUCCCUUUGGACGCCCAGUGGAACGACAUCGACUCAAUGGAACGGCGCAACGGCUUCACGUACGACAAGGAAGCAUUCGCGGGACUGUCAGAGUUUGUGCGCGAGGUUCACGCUGGAGGCAGGCGCUACGUCCUCAUCUUUGACCCAGCGGUGAGUGGUUCGGAGUCUCCCGGAACGUACCCGCCGUACGACGAUGGAGUCGAAAUGGACAUCUUCGUCAAAAACACCACCGGAGGCAUAAAAAAUGGAAAGGUGUGGAACGAAAACAGCAGCGUGUUUCCGGACUUCUCGCACCCUUUGACCGGAGCCUAUUGGACCAAGCAGUUUCGACGCUUCCAUGACAUCAUACCUUUCGAUGGAGCGUGGAUUGACAUGAACGAGCCGGCGAACUUCGAGAACUUCCACGAGGGCGUCACCGGAUGCCCGCCGGAGGAGGUGGCGAACCCUCCGCCUUACGUGCCCGGCGACGAGGCACUGUCCAACAAGACGCUCUGCAUGACCGACCGCCACCACCUGUCGAGCCACUACGACUUGCACAACGUCUACGCGCAUCUCGAGGCCAUCCUCACCUACAGAGCCCUGGUGGAGAUCCGUGGAAAGCGACCUUUCAUAAUAUCCCGCUCUACGAGCCCAGGUCAAGGAUCGUGGUCGGGGCAGUGGUCCGGUGACACCGACUCGAGCUGGGACCACCUCAGGCUCAGCGUACCGAGCAUGCUCAGUUUCAGCUUGUACGGCAUCCCCAUGACUGGUUCCGACAUCUGCGGCUUCUUCAAGGACUCCAACGAGGAGAUGUGCGCGCGAUGGUUCGAGCUGGGCGCCUUCUACCCGUUCUCCAGGAGCCACAACAUGAACGGAAGCGUGGAUCAGGACCCACACAGCAUGGGCCCCGUGGUCGUCGAAGUUGCUAAGAACGCGCUCGAGACCCGCUACACUCUCCUUCCUUACCUGUAUACGUUGUUCUACAGAAGCCACGUCUACGGGGAUACGGUCGCCAGGCCGUUAUUCUUCGAGUUUCCCGAAGACCCCAACACGUACGACAUUGACCAGCAGUUCUUGUGGGGAUCCAGUCUUCUUUUCAACCCCGUCUUGUACGAGAACCAGACCAGUGUGCGGAUGUACGUACCCAGAGGAGUGUGGUACGGCUUGGACGCGAGCGGAAGCGUGUACCGCGAAGCGGAAGGAGGUUACCACCAGCUUGAGGCACCCCUGCGGACCAUCCAGGUGCUGGUUAGAGGUGGCUCCAUAAUCCCGUGUCAACUACCGGCUCCCACGACGGAAAUGAGCCGAAGAAACCCGCUGUCACUUGUCGUUGCCCCAGACGAGCGAGGAACGGCCCGAGGCGAACUAUUUUGGGAUGACGGAGACUCCAUAGAUACUGUACAGCGGGGGCAGUACGAUAUCUACACGUUCAUGCUAAUUGAUAGAAGCCAACUCGUUGUGAGCCCCACCCACCAUGGCUACGCCGGUGGUUUGUACCUGGGAACCGUGGCCGUGUUCGGUAUCCGGCAGAAACCCGCAUUCGUCUCACUGAAAGGCCGGAGCCUGCCGUUUCGCUACAACGACGAAACAAGGGUGCUGACCAUCGUGGACAUCUGGGAGCCCAUCGCCGAAGCAUUCGUCAUUUCUUGGUCUACUUGAGCAUCUUACGCAUAUGUACUAAUAAAAAACCGAAUCGCACAAGGGCAC